This is a messenger RNA of Aplysia californica (California sea hare), 1205 nucleotides long. Its product is annotated as vacuolar protein sorting-associated protein 13A. Gene Ontology annotation, cellular component: extrinsic component of membrane. NCBI's taxonomy places the organism in Eukaryota, Metazoa, Mollusca, Gastropoda, Aplysiida, Aplysiidae. Gene Ontology annotation, biological process: protein retention in Golgi apparatus; protein targeting to vacuole. The record is from RefSeq and is a predicted model, not a curated record.
AUGGCUGAUGGCCAGGCACAGCAAAGAUUUCAGGCGGAGAAGUUUCUGGAUAUGUUGUCAAGGACUUUUGUGGACUGUGGGUCCCCCCCUCCCGCAGUGACGAACGCCGACCUGUCCUACACCACCACCACCUACGCCUCCGUGGUCAGCUACACCUGCAGCCUGUUGACAUUUGCCAAAAAGAUCCAGCCCGCGGAGCCCCAGGAGCCCUCUGCGACGACCAUGAGCAAGAGAAGACCCAGCAUCAGCUCCAUCGGCUCGGCACAGUUCAAGGCCGCUGCCAAGAGCGCUAGCACGGCGCAGAAAGAGACCAAAGACGCGGACGUGCUGGCCCUCAAAGUGCGAGCCAUGGUGGACAGCAUUCAGCUAGGGAUCUGCAACGAGACCUGUCUCUUCAUGCACUCCAAGGUCGAAGGUGAGGUGAAAAAUGACCGCUUCCUGGUGCCGGCCGGCCGGCUGGCCAGUGUCCACUUCCUGUCUCUACACGCGGGUGCGUGUCUGUCUCUGCUCGUCCACAGAGGAAUCCUGGCCGGUGGCGGGUCGGAAGAGGUCAAGGCUGAGAUACUCAUCCUUGACCCCAUGACCUUCAAGAUCCACAUUCGGCGGAACCUGUCCAGCGGCUGGUUCAUAGAGAUACCGGACAUAGAAGUGAACGCUGCUCUGGACUCUAUCGUUGUGAGUGUCUGUGUGAUGAUCCGCCGCACGGCCUUCAAGGACGUGGCAGUGAGCAGUCAAGGAGCUGGUUCGUCAACGGGCGACGAGAGCAACGUCAUUGACCUUGACUUUGAGCAGAACAGCACGGAGGAUAAGACAGUCGCCGCAGACGUGGGAACCUCUGUGGACCUGGCACUGCCCAGCACGGAACAGGAAGUUGCAUCCCGCGGAGAGCAGCUGGUCAUCUCAGCCCCGGUCCUGGUCAUCAAGCUAGAGGGAGGCGUCGGUCACCGCACGGUGCCACUUCUCAUAGUUGAGGCUGCCUUCUCCGGCCAAGUUCACAACUGGAGCUCGCAGGCGGCGCCCGAGGCCGGCAACGCGGCGGAUCCGACCCAGUUCCAACCGGGCCAGGAGCUGCAGAUGAACACACAGGCCAAGAGGGCGCUGGUUCAGAAGCAGGAGUCCGUCAUCAAGUCGGCACUGGAGCAGGAGGAGAGACGUCUCUCUUUCCAGAUGUGCAACGACUCGGCCAAGCACGAAGUGUCCAUCAA